AUGUCUCCCACUACAAGAAAACGCGCUAACCGUCCAGAUUAUGUUCCAAGCGUUAUUGAGGCAGUUAAAAUGUUAGCUAAAGGAAAUGGCCAUGGAGCGUCAAGGCAAACUAUUGUUAAAUACGUGGAGGGAAGGAUGGAGAAAGGAACAAAGGUUAUAACUUCGCAGAUGGUAAAGUCGGCCAUUAUAAGGGCUUUGAAUUCUGGUUUGUUAGUUCAUUCUAGCGGAGUUGGGUUAAAUGGCUCAUUUAUGAUACCCGAGAAGUCAGUAAAUGGAUCAAGAGGAACUUGUCUGGACAAGCAAAAGCCUAUCAUGACAAAAGAAGCAAAGUUGCGGAACAUUUCAUCCCUUGCGGGCGAAUUUCCAUGCGGGCCAGAUCAUCCUCAUGAUAGCACCGUUCAGACUGUGACUACCAAACCACGGCGUAAUUCUAAAAUUUUAGUACCGUUCGUCGACGCUAAGUCAUUACAUCAAGAUCAGCUUGAAAAGGAAAGCGGGCAAAAAUCCAGUGGCCUGAAGGCGAUCUUGAAAACACCAACUCAAAGGAAAUUUGCCGCGAAACGGAAACAAAAGAGGGCGGGAAGAAAGGUGAAGUGUUGUUCUCCUCCAAGCGUCUUUUUGAUUUCACCAUGCAUCAAAAGAAGAUCAAAGAGAAAGAAGUAA
Messenger RNA from Porites evermanni, 663 nucleotides. The record is from the annotation of a GenBank genome assembly. NCBI's taxonomy places the organism in Eukaryota, Metazoa, Cnidaria, Anthozoa, Scleractinia, Poritidae.